Alternaria arborescens is the source of this 186-nucleotide messenger RNA. RefSeq lists its product as hypothetical. The transcript has 2 exons. Lineage: Eukaryota; Fungi; Ascomycota; Dothideomycetes; Pleosporales; Pleosporaceae. The record is from RefSeq and is a predicted model, not a curated record. Bases 1 to 186 code for a protein of 61 amino acids.
AUGUCACUAGUAGACAAGCUUGAUAUGCCUUGGUUCCUGGAGAAGGAGUGGGGUGCUGAAGCAGGUAACAUGCUUGUAUCAGUCUGUGGAAGUCCCAUGUUUGAGCAGCGCGCAAGGAAGGUCAUCAGAUCGAGUUCACAUGAGAUCGAUUUCAGAGGUAGCGUCUUCCAGCCUAGCAAUUCUUAG